AUGGCUGAACAUAAUAAACAGUCAAAAGAGAUGGAGAACUCAAUGGAAAAUCAAGAUGAGUCACUUCAGAACAUGCAGAUAAAAGGCCCAUGGACUCGUGAGGAAGAUGAGAAGUUAAGAGUCCUUGUUGGAGCCUUUGGACCCAAAAGAUGGACCUAUAUUGCUAAGAAGUUAGGCGGACGUAUCGGAAAACAGUGUCGUGAACGAUGGCACAACCAUUUAGACCCAAGUAUUGUUAAAACUCCUUUUACUUAUGAGGAAGACCAGCUUAUUUUAAUGUUACAUAGCCGGUAUGGCAACAAAUGGUCUGAUAUUGCUAAGCAUCUACCCGGUCGAACGGAUAAUGCUAUCAAGAACCAUUGGAACAGUAGUAUGCAAAAGAAGGCGGUUAAAAACAAAAGAUCAAACAGUGUUUCUGGGGACUUCAUUUCAGCGCACUUCCCAGAAAGAGAGAGAAGGUUGUUCAUUCAAGAAGAUCCAUCACGGGAGAAGGAUAAGUGGACUAGAAGAAGAACUGCUUCAGUUUGUGUUUCUUCUCAGGUGAAUGACCAUUUACUAAGUGCUCUGGCUUAUACGGCCUAUAAUGAGCUUUCCAAAACCAAGCAAAUGUACUAUAACGAUGGAGGUGACCAGAAACGAAAAUGGAACAUUCCUCUUCAGACCAUACAGAGACAGACUCCAGAAAAGCCGGCUAAAGGUCCUUCUGAAGAGGACGAUGUCAUGGCCGGUUUGAUGUUGCUGUCUUUGGAACGAGCCAUCAAAUGA
Messenger RNA from Nematocida homosporus, 765 nucleotides. RefSeq names its product transcriptional activator Myb. The transcript has a single exon. The coding region runs from base 1 to 765 and encodes 254 amino acids. Gene Ontology annotation, cellular component: nucleus. Gene Ontology annotation, biological process: positive regulation of transcription by RNA polymerase II; mitotic cell cycle. The record is from RefSeq and is a predicted model, not a curated record. Lineage: Eukaryota; Fungi; Microsporidia. Gene Ontology annotation, molecular function: DNA-binding transcription factor activity, RNA polymerase II-specific; RNA polymerase II cis-regulatory region sequence-specific DNA binding.